This is a messenger RNA of Carica papaya (papaya), 325 nucleotides long. RefSeq names its product transcription termination factor. Gene Ontology annotation, cellular component: anaphase-promoting complex. The record is from RefSeq and is a predicted model, not a curated record. Gene Ontology annotation, biological process: regulation of mitotic cell cycle spindle assembly checkpoint. NCBI's taxonomy places the organism in Eukaryota, Viridiplantae, Streptophyta, Magnoliopsida, Brassicales, Caricaceae.
AUGUUACAGUUUCCGGCUUCCAUGACCCAAUAUCCAUGGUCUACGACGAUGAUUCCGACGUCGUUUUUGCUCCCAUCUCAGUGGCCCCAACCUCACAGCGAAGAGCUUCUCCUUGCCAUGGAAGAGUCCGAGUUCGAAGAAAAGUGUAAUGAAAUAGGAAAGACCAAUAGUAACCUGAUUGUGAUUGGGAAAACCUCUGCGUAUAACGAUAAAGAGGAUUACGACGAAGAAGCAGAUGAUGAGGAUGCUGACAAUGCAGAGGAGUCGGAUGGUGAAGAAUUCGAGCAAGAAACAGGGUAAGGGUGCCAUGUAUUUAAUAGAUGUU